Molecule: messenger RNA, 3628 nt
Organism: Malaya genurostris
Lineage: Eukaryota; Metazoa; Arthropoda; Insecta; Diptera; Culicidae
Gene: Sap-r
Exons: 7
Coding region: 151-3222 (1023 amino acids)
Biological process (GO): sphingolipid metabolic process
Cellular component (GO): lysosome
Source: RefSeq, a predicted model, not a curated record
AAAAUUCGUUCGUCAUUCGUCGUAAAACAUUACUCUUGGUUGGAGCGUUUUUGUUUUCGCGAGUGAAGUGCAUUCAAUUUUUAAUCUAGUGAUAUUCCUAAUUAAAUUACACCAAACUCUAUACAACAAACGAUAGUGAAUCGUUGCAAAAUGAAAGGCUUUCUGCUAGCCUUGGCAGGCGUUUUGCUGGUUUCUGUCCCAUCUUGGGCCGUGCCGGUUGAAGCCGAAGAUCAUCAUUUGCUCGGUGCCAAGGAGUGUACCUGGGGACCAACUUACUGGUGUUCUAAUUUGAGGAACGCCAAGGGUUGCGGAGCGGUCAAACACUGCAUCCAAACCGUGUGGGAGAAGCAAACCUAUCCGGUGGAUAACGAUGAAAUCUGCAACAUCUGUCUGGAUAUGGUUAAACAGGCCCGGGAUCAGCUGGAGAGCAAUGAAACCCAGGCCGACCUGAAGGCCGUCUUCGAGGGAUCGUGCAAUCUGAUUCCGGUCAAGGUGGUCAAGAAGGAGUGCCGACGGUUGGCCGAUGACUUCAUUCCCGAGCUGGUGGAGGCACUGGCAUCGCAGAUGAAUCCGAAUGUGGUAUGCAGCGUUGCCGGACUGUGCAACAAUGCUGCCAUUGAUAAGAUGCUGCUCGAAAUGCCGGCCGUCAAACCGAAGGAUGAGGAUGACAUCGAGGAGGAUGAAAGUGAUCUUGGCUCCCCCCUGGCAAAAGAGGAAUUCACCUGCGAGAAAUGUAACACGAUUGCGGAUUUGAUAUCCAACCGUUUCCACUCGAGUGAUCGGGAUCAGGUUCUGGAGGGCUUCCUGCGAUUCUGUGGUCAGAUGGGAUCAUUUUCCGAUGGUUGUUCCAGCAUUGCGCUGACUUAUUUCGCUGAAAUUUACGAUCAUAUGUCGAAGAAUUUGAAUGCAAAAAAUGUUUGCCAUAUGACUGGUACUUGUGUUGCUCAAUUCCACCAGCACGAGGAUAGUAGUGAAAACAUCGAAAUCCGCUCGAUGGGCGGCGUCGGAGUGAUUAACGUGAAGGAUGAGCUGGUUGAAGAUGGUGACGAUAUUCCGUGCAAGUUGUGCGAACAAUUGAUUGACCACUUGCGGGAUGUGCUGAUCGCUAACACGACUGAGCUUGAGUUUAAACAGGUGCUAGAAGGUCUGUGUAAGCAAACCAAAUCGUUCAGUCAGGAAUGUCUUAAUCUGGUUGAUCAGUAUUACGAAGAAAUCUACAACACACUGGUGCACAAUUUGGAUAGUAAUGGCGCUUGCUUUAUGAUCGGUGUCUGUCCGAAAGAGCUGGGAAAUGACGGAGAGGGCCCAAUCAUGCCACUCGUCCCGGUAAAAGUAGCUUUGAUGCAUGAUCAGGCGAGUGACGAAAGCAAACCGGUCAGAAAGGUGCUCGGUGAAAACGAACCCAAACUGUCGGCGGUUGAAGUACAGCAAGCACAGCUUCCGAUUGAUCGUUUGAUGGGAGCACCUUUGUCACUGCAGCUGGUAGAAAAUGGACGUUUCUGCACUGUCUGCGAAUAUUUCAUGCAUUUCGUCCAGGAAGCGCUAAGUGAACCAGCCAACGAAGACGAAAUCAAGCGAGUUGUUUCGACCAGCUGCGAUCGGCUGCCGAAGGCUGUUGCGGGAGAAUGUCGCACUUUCGUGGAUCUUUACGGUGAUGCUGUCAUCGCUCUACUUAUCCAGUCGUUCGAUCCACGAGAAGUUUGCCCACAGCUGCGAAUGUGCCCAGCCGCUAAUGAUGAAAUUGAGAUUUUUGCACCAGCUCAAAUAGAUGUGAAAAUUGAUGCCAACGCAGGAAAGGAUAAACCAACGUGCCCGUUGUGUCUGUUCGCGGUGACACAAUUGGAAGAGAACAUCAAGAACGAUCGCACCAAGGAGAAUAUUAAGCAAGCGCUUAGCAAGCUUUGUUCGCAUCUCUCGCCAAAAUUGAAACUGGAAUGUACGGACUUCGUUGAUACGUAUUCGUCGGAGCUGGUCGAAAUGUUGGUAUCGGAUUUCACUCCACAGGAAAUCUGUGUUUACCUGAAGCUGUGCGUGGAUCAGCGGCCCGAUUUGAGCUUGAUAAAUAUGGAGUUUGAGCGCGAGAAUCGUCAUCAAAUGCAACACUUUGACAUUGAAACCAAUGAGAUUCCAGACAUCACGGUAAAUGGUCAGAUUACGGUGGACCAUCAAGCUACCAUUGCUACGCCGGAGUGUCUCGUGUGUGAGGAAAUGGUUAAGGCGGUUGAGAAGCGCGUGAAGAAUAAGAAAAGUAAAGAACAAAUCAAGGAAGCCCUGGAACAUGCUUGCGAUCGAUUGAGAAAAUACCAAGCCAAGUGUGAGCGUUACAUUGACCAGCACAGUGAUCAGAUUGUGGAUCUUAUAAUGAAGCAACUGUCACCGAAGGAAAUUUGCCGGGAUCUGGGAUUCUGUCUCACCAAAGAUGAUGAUGAAUUGGAAGUUGAUGAAGCCUUGCUCGACUACGUUGUGGAACCGGCCGUCGCCGAAUCACCGAAACAAUUGGUUACACCAACCGAAAGUAAUGUCCAGCCGCAGCAAUGUGCCAUUUGUGAGUUUGUGAUGGUCAAACUGGAAUCGGAAUUGGCGGACAAAAAAACCGAAAAAGAUAUCGAAAAUGCCGUACGAAGUGUGUGUUCGAAACUGCCGAAUACCGUCACGAAGCAGUGUGAUCAUCUGAUCGAUCAGUACGGGCAGUUUAUUAUCAAGUUCUUGGCUACGCUGCCACCGAGGGAGAUCUGUACCAGGCUUACGCUUUGCCAGAAACAAUUGCAACAACUGGAAGACAGUAGCUUGGAAAUCAUCGAAUGUGCCGUUUGUCAAGGUGCCAUCAAGACAGUUGACGACAUCCUGGCCAACCAGAAGAUCGACUACGAUAUUGUGCAGGACGUGGAGAAAAUUUGCAACACCGUUCCGGCCAAGUUCUACGAAAAGUGCGAGAAAAUGGUUUCCGUGUACGGUAUUAGCAUGGUGCGCCAGCUGCAGAACUACGUUGAACGGGAACAGGUCUGCGUCAACAUGGGAAUGUGCAGCAAACCGACCGGCUACGUGAAGUUUGAGGAGGAGGUCGAAUCGGUAGACCAUGCGGACAAAAAACACACCUAUUUGGUGGGAGCUCAUGAAUGCACUUGGGGACCGGCGCACUGGUGUGCCAGCGAUGAGAAUGCUCAGAAGUGUAACGCCCACAAAUUCUGUUCCGAGAAAAAGCUUGGCAAGUGGAAGGACUGAGUAACAGAUGAAAUAACUGUUCAAUAGGAAGCAUUACCCGAAAUUAACUGUUUAAUGUGGAUAGCAGUAGCUUUCCGGAAAGAAAACGAUACCAAGAAGUGCUAUAGUUCGAUUAAGCUGUUCUGUCUGAUUAGUUAUUUCACAUUUCUUAUGCUUACAUUAUCUGAUGAUUAUCUACUCUUUAAGUUCAGCAUCAUAAACGAAACGGGAAAGUGACCGUUUUUUUAUCUAUCUGGAAUGUUUAGAAUACAACAUCUCGUUGGUGGAAAAGUACUGAUAAAUUGGUUGAGUCUGUACCUUCGGCUCUGAAAUUAGGCUGUUAAUAUCAGUUAAAUAUAAACGUUUAUCUGUAUAAAUGGUUUGUAAAAAGAGAAACGAAUAAAUUUUAAUUAGUGAUAAAUUUUUA